AUGGUCAAAAUCACCUUUACCGUUCUCCUGGCCUUCGCUGCCUCCACUCUCGCUCUAGCCCCCAACAACGCCGGUGCAAAGGACGUUGGCAACGGUCAGAACGAGCAGUUCACCACCGGCGGCUGUGUAGCCGACGACGACUGCAACUCGGCCUGCUGCGCCGAGAUCAGCACCUCCGGCCUCGGCAUCUGCUCUGCCCAGGCCGCCUCGACCCAGAACGGCAAGCUGGGCUGUGGCUUCGUGGACCCCAACGCGGCCGCGACCAUCGCUGCUGCGAAGGCCCAAGUCCAGAAGCAGGGGUUUUAG
Cryphonectria parasitica EP155 is the source of this 306-nucleotide messenger RNA. RefSeq lists its product as uncharacterized. Lineage: Eukaryota; Fungi; Ascomycota; Sordariomycetes; Diaporthales; Cryphonectriaceae. The transcript has 2 exons. The record is from RefSeq and is a predicted model, not a curated record. The coding region runs from base 1 to 306 and encodes 101 amino acids.